Populus nigra (black poplar) is the source of this 1107-nucleotide messenger RNA. RefSeq names its product pentatricopeptide repeat-containing protein At1g08070, chloroplastic-like. The record is from RefSeq and is a predicted model, not a curated record. Gene Ontology annotation, biological process: RNA modification. NCBI's taxonomy places the organism in Eukaryota, Viridiplantae, Streptophyta, Magnoliopsida, Malpighiales, Salicaceae. The transcript has a single exon. Gene Ontology annotation, molecular function: RNA binding; protein binding. The coding region runs from base 1 to 1107 and encodes 368 amino acids.
AUGUAUGAGAGAGAUAUUUUCACUUGGAAUUCAAUGAUUUCUGGGUAUGCGGGAGUCGGAGAUAUGGAGGCGGCUAGAGGAUUGUUUGAAAAAAUGCCAUCCAGAGAUGUUGUGUCUUGGAAUUGCAUGAUUGAUGGGUUUGCAAGGAUAAAAGAUGUUUCAAUGGCAGCUAAGUUUUUUGAUGAGAUGCCUUUGAGGAAUGUGGUUUCUUGGAAUGUUAUGCUGGCUCUUUAUCUAAGGUGCAAGAAGUAUAGUGAUUGCUUGAGAUUUUUUGACAUGAUGGUUGGAGGGGACUUUGUGCCUGAUGUAGCAUCUCUUGUAAGUGUCUUGACUUCAUGUGCGGAACUGAAAAUGCUUGAUCAAGGAAAAUGGGUUCAUUCUUAUAUGAAGGAUAAUGGGAUUAAGCCUGAUAUGUUACUCUCAACUGCUCUAUUAACCAUGUAUGCAAAAUGUGGGGCAAUGGAUUUGGCUAGAGAAGUGUUUGAUAAGAUGCCUGAAAAAAGUGUGGUGUCAUGGAAUUCUAUGAUCAUUGGAUACGGUAUGCAUGGACAUGGAGACAAAGCGCUAGAAAUGUUCAGGGAGAUGGAGAAGGGAGGUCCUAUGCCAAAUGAUGCUACUUUUAUGAGUGUUUUGUCUGCAUGCUCACAUUCAGGGAUGGUUUGGAAUGGUUGGUGGUACUUUGAUCUAAUGCAUAAAAAAUAUAAGAUUCAACCAAAGCCUGAACACUAUGGUUGUCUGGUUGAUCUCCUUGGCCAGGUAGGUUUGAAAGAACCAUCAGAAGAUCUCACAAGGAAGAUGCAUACAGAGGUAGAGCCUACUUUAUGGGGAGAUCUUCUUUCAGCUUGUAGGGCCCACUGUAUUUCAGAACCUGGAGAGAUCCUGGCCAAGCAACUGAUUAAGUUAUUUCCAAAUCAUGUUGUUCCAUAUUUGUUAUUAUCAAACACAUAUGCCGCUGGAGGGAGGUGGGAUGAUGUAGAAAAUUUGAGAAUGACUCUGAAGAAUAAGACUCUUAAUUCAAAAAUGGUUUUCACUUCAAGGAGGCACUCAAUGUUGAGUGAGGCGGCUGCUCAGAUCAAAUUGUCUAAUAUAGAUUCUAAUAGGACUUGA